Cucurbita moschata (crookneck pumpkin) is the source of this 771-nucleotide messenger RNA. RefSeq names its product 60S ribosomal protein L14-2-like. Gene Ontology annotation, molecular function: RNA binding; structural constituent of ribosome. The coding region runs from base 85 to 486 and encodes 133 amino acids. Lineage: Eukaryota; Viridiplantae; Streptophyta; Magnoliopsida; Cucurbitales; Cucurbitaceae. The transcript has 5 exons. Gene Ontology annotation, cellular component: cytosolic large ribosomal subunit; ribosome. Gene Ontology annotation, biological process: translation; ribosomal large subunit biogenesis. The record is from RefSeq and is a predicted model, not a curated record.
AGAAGGAAUCAAUUAUCUGGACUCAGAAUAGAGGAAAGAACCCUAGGCUCGUCGCCCGUCUCUGUAAAACCUUACAGCCGGAAGAUGCCGUUCAAGAGGUAUGUUGAGAUCGGGAGGGUCGCUCUCGUCAACUAUGGCGAAGAUUACGGAAAGCUUGUUGUGAUUGUCGAUGUCAUUGACCAGAACAGAGCUCUGGUGGAUGCUCCUGAUAUGGUCAGGUCUCAAAUGAACUUCAAGAGACUUUCUCUUACUGACAUUAAAAUUGACACUAAGAGGGUCCCUAGGAAGAAGGAGCUCAUUGAAGCCAUGAAGGCUGCUGAUGUUCAGAAAAAGUGGGAGGAUAGCUCUUGGGGGCGAAAACUUCUCGUUAAAAAACGAAGGGCAUCCCUUAACGAUUUUGAUAGGUUCAAGCUAAUGUUGGCCAAGAUAAAGAGAGCUGGAUUGGUGAGGCAAGAGCUUGCAAAGCUGAAAAAGAGUGAAUCUUAGAAAACCAUUUCUUUAUCUUCAAAUUUUGUUAGAGAUCAAUUUAAAUGUUGUGGAUUGUUCUCCCUUUUGCUUCUCAAGCACUUGAGAAUUUGGGUUGCUUCUGAAGUGCAUGGAGUUUUGGACAUCCAAGUGUAGUGAGUACAACUGCAUAUGCCUUUUGUUUUCUAUUUGUUUGUUUGUUUAAUGUCUGCUUCACUUGCUUGAACUUUCAUUUAGUAAGUAGUUCAAAAAGUAUAUGAUUGCUACCAGAUCUUAGUGCACUAUCAAACCAUUUUAUCAAAAGCU